UCUGCUACACCGUUCACGUAUCGCACACAGCUUCUGUGUUUCUUCUCAGGCGUGUUAUCGCAACGACCUGUUCUGGGAUCCAACUUUGGUGUCGCCGUACACACGCUUGGCUGAUCACAAUCCAGGGGCCCCCGUGUGCGGGAAGGACCCCUACCAUGAAUAUAUUCAAGAGAAGCAGCAGCCGCAAGAAGGACAAGGGUCCGGUGGAGGUGGUGGCCGUCACUCUGUACGAUCCCUUUGACAGUUCAAACAACAAGUCAGUUGAGGCGGACAUCCCUGCAGUGCAGGGCUCGGCCCAGCUGGACAUGCCACUCAAAGACUCAGCAGCGACAAGCGACGAGCGGCAAAAGUCCAACGAGGAAAACGUCUGGGACGGCACUCGGAGCUAUACCGCCAAGCCCGAGCCCAAGAUUAGUCCCACAGUUGAGAAGUUCCUAGAAGAGGCCAAGAAGUCAUUCGAACAGAAAUGGAACAGUCCAUCUUCGAACACAGCAACCCUGGAUGACUUUGACCGAAUGAAAACCCUGGGAACAGGCUCAUUUGGUCGGGUGAUGCUAGUUCAGCACAAGCAGAACAAGGACUAUUUUGCCAUGAAGAUCCUCGACAAGCAAAAGGUUGUAAAAUUAAAACAAGUAGAGCAUACACUAAAUGAGAAGCGGAUAUUACAAGCUGUGGACUUCCCAUUCCUGGUGAGAUUAGCCUUCCACUUUAAGGACAAUUCAAACCUCUACAUGGUCCUGGAGUAUGUGCUUGGUGGUGAGAUGUUUUCACAUCUACGGAAAAGCGGCAGGUUUAGUGAACCGCAUGCACGAUUUUAUGGAGCACAGAUUGUGCUGGCGUUCCAGUACCUUCACUCACUAGACCUCAUCUAUCGGGACUUGAAACCAGAAAAUCUCCUCAUUGACAACACAGGAUACAUCAAGGUGACAGAUUUUGGCUUUGCAAAACGUGUCAAAGGAAGGACCUGGACUCUAUGUGGAACACCAGAGUACCUGGCUCCAGAAAUUAUUCUCAGCAAAGGAUACAACAAGGCAGUGGACUGGUGGGCCCUUGGUGUCUUGGUCUAUGAAAUGGCAGCUGGGUAUCCGCCCUUCUUUGCUGAUCAGCCCAUUCAGAUCUAUGAGAAGAUAGUCUCCGGGAAGGUGCGGUUUCCCUCGCACUUCUCCUCCGACCUGAAGGAUCUCCUGCGUAACCUACUGCAGGUGGACCUGACCAAACGUUUUGGUAACCUCAAGAAUGGCGUCAAUGACAUCAAGAAUCACAAGUGGUUUGCCACCACAGACUGGAUUGCCAUUUACAAGAAAGAUAUUGAGGCUCCAUUCAUCCCCAAGUGCAAGGGACCCGGUGACACAAGCAACUUUGAUGAAUAUGAAGAGGAGCCCCUACGGAUUUCGUCCACGGAAAAGUGUGCCAAGGAGUUUGCCGAUUUCUAGAGGUUGGGCAGUGACAUUCCCCACAACGGACACCAUGGGGGUCUUUUGGAACUCUCUUUUCUGGCUUCCUACUAAAGUUGUCAUCCUUUCUAAUAUCUAGAAGAGUCCAGACAUGGAAGGGUUUAACGUGCGUGUGUAUCCGUGUGUCUGAUCCUACAAGAUGUAGCGUCGAUAAAAAGUUGCGACUCGCAGUGUGUCCACCACAACGUCAUUUCUAGUUUGAACAUUAGUUUUAUAUAACUAUUAUGUACACGUAUAUAUCCCACGAGCUGCACUCUUUUCUGUAGAUACAAUCUGUAGUCUAACAUCUGCCUCUGUGUUGAUCUGUGGGUGGUUCACUGCCACAGCUUUACUUUCUUCUUUCAAUGAGUAUCAAACACUCAGUAUUAGCUACAUGUACAUACAAGUGUGUGCAUAUGCAAUACACAUGCAUGCGUAAAAGGCACCUGCAAGGAUACCACCAGCCCCAUAUUGAGCACUUAUUAGUUUUUGUAGUUGGGUUUCUGUUUCCUACAUGUUUAUUAAUAAUGUUAUAUGUCACAAAACGUAUGUUUUAAAAGUGGUAUCAGGCAGUUUCACUCGUACGUGCAGUGUGUGUGUGUGUGUGUGUGUGUGUUAAUGCAGCUUAAAGAAAAUGGAUUCAUUAAGUCCUUUUGUUUGGACAGACAGUAGCAAAACUCUCUCGGAGGUUUUAUUCCCUAUCUAGUCCAGCUCACAAUGAAUGCGGCAAUGCAAAGGAGUCCUUCUGGAGUGCUGACCUUGUGCUGUCAACCAUGUGUUGCUUGCUGAAUUUUAGCAUUGUAUAUUUGUUAACUUGUGGUUGAAGCUGUUCUUGUAUUAAAAGUUGUUAUACUAA
Ornithodoros turicata is the source of this 2289-nucleotide messenger RNA. It is a transcript of the gene Pka-C1, whose product is annotated as cAMP-dependent protein kinase catalytic subunit 1. Gene Ontology annotation, biological process: protein phosphorylation. The transcript has 14 exons. Gene Ontology annotation, cellular component: nucleus. Bases 156 to 1433 code for a protein of 425 amino acids. The record is from RefSeq and is a predicted model, not a curated record. Lineage: Eukaryota; Metazoa; Arthropoda; Arachnida; Ixodida; Argasidae. Gene Ontology annotation, molecular function: protein serine/threonine kinase activity; ATP binding.